AUGGUCGCACCACUGACAGACGAGAAGAGUGUGCGAGAGCUGUCGACGGGCCUGCACAACUGGUUUUCCGAGGGGCUGCAGAUCCCGAUCCGGAAGCGGGACGAAAAGCUCCAACCCGCUCUUCAGCCAGAGAGCCGCCAAAACAGACCUGCGCAAGCCCUAUACCUGUUGACACAGCGCUUCCCAACCGUCCACACUGGACGACGGCUGCAUUACCCGGAUGUCUACGUGGCCAAGCAAGAAGUCCUGGACGUAGACAAGCUUUCGUGCGUGCUCUGGCGAUUACUGCUGUGGCUUUUUCUGGGCAUUGGCAGAUGUCAGCACAGAGCUUGGCAUGCAAUCAAAGGUAUGCCUUGUGCCAAGUCGUACACAGGGCAAAAGACUCAACCGCGGGAGCAUGAUCGUCUCGCACGGGCUGGACAAGAAAUCUCGCCUCGCCACCAAGAGGUUUUUCUGCUUGUACGUGCGGCACGCACAAUUCCCGCCUUGGUCCGCGCGUUUCAAGAUGGCCCGGAGCAGUUCCACGCCAUGGUGGCCAAGAUGCCAGGGCUCCGCGGUGAGCUGCGGCUGCCCGUUCCCGCAGGUUUCAUCGCUUACACGGCGGCUGCGGGCGACAUGUCCUACAAAGACAUCAAGAUCACCAUGCUGCCGAAAGUGACGCAUCAAGAUGAAGUGGCACGACUGCACGUUGCGUCCUGGAACCUGGGCGGCAUGAGCCCGGACAAAGUCCUUGAUCUGCUGGUCGGCUUCCAGGGUAUGCCUUGUGCCAAGUCGUACACAGGGCAAAAGACUCAACCGCGGGAGGUGCUGCGCUUUGUUUGCCCAACUGUUUUUCUGCUUGUACGUGCGGCACGCACAAUUCCCGCCUUGGUCCGCGCGUUUCAAGAUGGCCCGGAGCAGUUCCACGCCAUGGUGGCCAAGAUGCCAGGGCGGCUGCCCGUUCCCGCAGGUUUCAUCGCUUACACGGCGGCUGCGGGCGACAUGUCCUACAAAGACAUCAAGAUCACCAUGCUGCCGAAAGCACCGAUGACCAACAGAAGCUCGUGCUGUCCGGGCACUGAAGCACACCACACUGAGGUGACGCAUCAAGAUGAAGUGGCACGACUGCACUUUGCGUCCUGGAACCUGGGCGGCAUGAGCCCGGACAAAGUCCUUGAUCUGUUCGUCGGCUUCCAGGGUUGCCCUGCACUUUCAGUAUUUUAG
This is a messenger RNA of Symbiodinium sp. CCMP2592, 1203 nucleotides long. NCBI's taxonomy places the organism in Eukaryota, Dinophyceae, Suessiales, Symbiodiniaceae. The record is from the annotation of a GenBank genome assembly.